Molecule: messenger RNA, 2315 nt
Organism: Pocillopora meandrina
Lineage: Eukaryota; Metazoa; Cnidaria; Anthozoa; Scleractinia; Pocilloporidae
Source: the annotation of a GenBank genome assembly
AACCAGCUUCGUGCAUAAAUCGAGCUACUGUAACGCAAAUCCAAUUAACACAACCAUCCUCUCGGUGAAUACUGUAGCUCAUCGGUGGUUCCUCCUUUUUAUUUGAUUCUUCAAUUCUCUGUCCUUCUUCUGCACCUUAAACAGGUAAAGAGAACUCUACUUUUUCGUUAUACGAUUACUACGUUUCACAUUUCGUGCCUGUUCGCAAUUUCACUCACAAGUGAACACGGAAAGUUUCUUCAAGGGUAUAUUUGACACGGAACCUCUUGUUGCAUUGCAGUGCUUGAUCAAAUAUGGGAUGCUCUGCUUCAAAAACGUCCAAAGUUGUGGUCCCAAUGCCAACAGAGCUGAAAGAAAACUUAAAAUCAUCACCCGAAGAAGAUAGACAAGAAAAUACAGCUACGACAGAAAGAAAAACUUCGACAACAAUUCAAGUGAAACAGUCCAAUGUCGACAGUUUAAAUGGAAGCCAAAGUAGUUUGAAUUCCAACUCUGAUUCUGAAAGAUCAAAUCGGGAAAGCUCGGCAAAAUCUACAAGAACUAUGGACAGUGGUUUAGGUGAACUAGAAGACGACGAAAAUAUUGUGACAGAAAAAUCCACACUGGACAAACAGAAGAGAGUACUGAUAGACGAUAGGCCUCCGACACCAGGUUGGUGUACGUUUGAAUUCUCAAACGAAAAUACAAGAUGUUAUUUUUCAAAAUUCAAUUCAUAGAGCAGCUGUGAUUUUUUCGUGAGCGUGCCGCGCGUUCCGUAAAAGAACGUGCACUGAGUCGCAUGAAGGUGGAUCAAAGCUUGCGCAAGGGUUGCUCGCUUUGUUUCCAAGCGUCCAAGCGAAGCAAAACAGUGUCACGUUCGGGUUAAUAUGCAUUUAAUUAAUAGUCUUUAUUUAUUUUGACGACUGCUGGUUAAAUUAAUUCUUCGUUACUCUUGAGUGAUUCCUACACUGAGUUUUGUUAAGAGUAUACAUUGUAAACUUCAUUUUUAAUUUUUUCUAGAGCUCUGCAUCGAAGGUACUCAAGUUACGAGAAGGAAGAGUUUGAAAGAGAAACGAGUUUCCUUUUCAGAAAAACAGGAAGAAGUUAGGAAUAGAAUAAAUGCUUUAUCGCCUCUUGGCGGAGUGACAGAAAGACCUCAGAGCAGGGGAGGAAUGGCGUUUGAUAUCAUGUUGGUUCCUGAAACUGGUAACGUGAAAAGAAGGCCUCAACAUCUGAGAUCACUGGAAAGACGGAAGAAGAAAGGAGCUCGGAGAACCAAAGAAGAAAUAGAAGAAAAGCUUAAACAUGCUGAGGAAAGAAGAAGGGUAAGAGUGCGUUUUAUUUUAACAAUAUUUUAAAACAGUUGGGUCAUAAAAACAACGAUGAAAUUGUUAUUUGAUGUUAAGAUAAUAAGAUCUAGGCAAAGAAGAUUUCUCCAAUCAUCACUUGGCAUAGCAAAUUGCUUACCCUGACUUGUCUAAAGGGAUCUCUGUUAGUUAGUAUAACUGAAAAAAUAUCCUUCAUUUUUCUCUCAAAAGUUAAUUCAGUUACUAAUAAUUUAAGUAAGUCCUUAAGCAAUGUUACAGACUUAAUCAUUUUCCAUUAUUUUGGAUAAAAAUAACAAGAGGCCUCAUUUUUUAUUUAAUUUUUGCAGUUCUAAUGUUCACUUUAAAGAGAAAAGUUAACCCUUAAACGAGGAUAAAAUUAAUGAUGUAAGGAACAAUGAAACCAGAAAUGGAUGGUUGCAACCAUUUUUAAUAACUGUCUUUUUUUUUUGGUUUCAGGAGAAAAAACAGCACAUGAAAGAGAAAGCACAAGCUAUGAUUUCAAGAGAAAGACAAGUUAAACAAGCUUUAGAUGACUUUGAACAACGACAAAAAAAUUAUAAUGAGCAAACUGUCUCCAGUUAGAGGCUCUAUCUCUACAAUAGAUUUUUAGUUUUAUAAUUUAUUGACAUUUUUUAAUUGUGGAGUGAUAAUUGGUAUAAUAUAUUAUACAGAUGUUAUCCUUGCUUUUUCAAGGGAGAGUUUGUACUGACUUGCUGCAAGAUAUUUCAUUUGAAACAAAGUGUACUUAAAAAUGUGUUAAUAUAUUGGAAAGUGGCACUUUCUUGACCAAAAACCCUUUCCCUCUUUUGGAUGACUUAGUUUCAGGUGUAGAUAUUUAGACUCUCUGUAAUGACAACUUCAUCAUACAUUCUUAGAAACAGGGAAUGGAAUUUACUGCAAAGCUAGCUAUGCUGGCCUCAGUCAAUGUUAAUUUUGAAAAUCUGGUAAUUUUUUCUCAAUAACUAACCAUACCUUAAAUUUAUACUUAAAUCAAUAGUGUAGAACACA